AUGCGCGCCUCAAUCAGCGCGCUCCUUCCAUUCGUGUCCGCCGCAAUCGGAGCCUCCAUCUGGAGGCGUGACGGUCCGCCCACUGUCUCACUCGACUAUGCCACCUUCCAGGGCUUCAGCUCGGUUCAAGAUACCGAGUCCUUCUACGGUAUCCCGUUCGCGCAGCCCCCCGUUGGCAAGCUCCGCUUCGCUCUCCCGCAUGCGCCAGCCAAGAUGUCGGGUGUGCAGAAUGCGACCGCGUUCAAGAACGGGUGCCCGCAACAGCCUGUGCUCGCACCGAAUGGCAGCUUCCCGACUAACCCUGGCCUUAACGGUAUCCUGCCAUAUCUUGCCGUCCUCCAGCCUCACGGCAUCGUCGCUACAUCUGAGGACUGUCUUUACCUCAACUUGGUUCGUCCAGCCAACACUACUGCUGACUCCAAGCUUCCUGUUGUUGUGUGGAUCUACGGCGGUGCUUUCGAGGCUGGUGAUGCUUCCUCAACCAAUGGUACCGAUAUUGUUGGCCGUUCGCUUGAUCUUGGUCAGCCCGUCAUCCAGCUAUCAUUCAACUACCGCAUGAAUGCUUUUGGUUUCCUCGGUGGUGCAGAAAUAAAGGCUGCAGGUCUUGGUAACGCUGGUCUCUGGGACCAAUACGCUGUUCUGCAAUGGGUACAGAAGUACAUCUCGUCCUUCGGUGGUGAUCCAAACCGUGUCAUCAUCUGGGGCCAAUCCUCUGGCUCGAUCUCCUGCAUGUUGCAGAUGGUACACAACCCACAAACUCCCCUCUUCCACGGCGCCGUCAUGGAGUCCGGCACGGCCUCCGCGCUCAAGGACAUCUCCACCGGGCAGGACAACUUCGACUUCAUCGUCGCACAGACGAACUGCACCUCCGCGGCCGACAAGCUCGACUGCCUCCGUGACGCGCCGUACGACGCGAUCCUCAACGCGGUGCUCGCGACGCCCGCGCUUCUCGACUACCGCGCGCUCAACACGUCGUGGCACGCCUUCGUCGACGGCACGUUCCUCACGCAGUCGGCGCAGCAGGCGCUUGCGAGCGGCGCGUACGCGCGCGUGCCGAUUAUGACGGGCGACGUCGACGACGAGGGCACGCUGUUCUCGCUGUUCAAUCUGAAUGUGACGACGGACGCCGAGUUCAGCACGUACAUCCAGGAGAUUUUCUUCCCGUCCCUGCCCGCCUCGGACAUCGCACAGCUCGCGACGCUCUACCCGGCCGACCCCGCCUUGGGCUCGCCGUACGACAUGGGCACGCAGAACGCGCUGACGCCCGAGUACAAGCGCAUAUCGUCGUUCCAGGGCGACUACUACUUCCACGCGCCGCGUCGGCUCGCGCUGGACGCGCUGAGCCAGACGCAGAAGACGUGGUCGUGGAUCUGGCGGCGGAACAAGUACGUGCCCGGGGUGGGCUCGUUCCACGAGUCCGACCUGCAGGAGUUCUAUAACCUCAAUAACACGGAUUUCGCGGGGACCGACGCGCUGCUCAACUUUGCGUAUAACCUGGACCCCAAUGUGCCGCAGGGCGGGUACGCGACGGGCGCGAAGAGCGUACUGGCGGAUGUGCAGUGGCCGACGUAUGAUGGGGCGAAGCAGCUGUUGUCGUUCUAUGACACGGAGAUUUUGAAUAUCACGACGGACGAUUUCCGCGUGCAGCCGAUUCAGUUCUUGCAGGGUAUCCAGAAGAAGUUGAAUUCGUAGGCGCCUAGAGACGUGUUUUUACAUAGCGGCUCUAGGACGGUUGACACUGGGGCGAGACAUAGGUCACAGAAACGACUCCUCUGUAUGGGACUGCGAUAUUGCGUUGCAUACAUUCGUUGCCUAUUAGCUAUUGCUGCAUGUCGGACUCUUGAAUAUUAUCGCAUACAAUACUCCUCUCGCCACUGACAUUCUUUUGUAUUAUUAUUUGAUAUCUAAAAAUAUCUAGUGGUCAUAUUCUAAACUUGCUACACCGAAAUGAUUC
Messenger RNA from Coniophora puteana RWD-64-598 SS2, 1954 nucleotides. RefSeq names its product sterol esterase. The record is from RefSeq and is a predicted model, not a curated record. The coding region runs from base 1 to 1692 and encodes 563 amino acids. The transcript is spliced from 5 exons. Lineage: Eukaryota; Fungi; Basidiomycota; Agaricomycetes; Boletales; Coniophoraceae.